Molecule: messenger RNA, 765 nt
Organism: Trichomonas vaginalis G3
Lineage: Eukaryota; Parabasalia; Trichomonadida; Trichomonadidae
Exons: 1
Coding region: 1-765 (254 amino acids)
Source: RefSeq, a predicted model, not a curated record
AUGCUGAAGCGUUGGAAUAAUGAAAAACGUGUAAAUUUUUUUGUGCAUGAUGGCGAUGUCAAAAUUGUUUCUACAAUCAAAAAUACGUUCAAAGGUAUCAGAGAAUACAGAGAUCCUGGACAUUUUCUUAACAAUAUACAGAAAAAGCUCAAACUGCCAGAAUUCAGAAUCUUAUCUAGCAUUUCAAAGAAUUUAUUGCGUUGGCUUAGGCAACUUCUCAAUGACACACAUAUGUCAAUUAAAACAAAGAAGUUUUUAUGGUUGAAUUCCGCUAAACAUUAUGCCGGAAAUCAUAAAUUUUGUCCAGAUCCUGAAAAAUGCAAGAUGAUUAAACCAUGGAAAUAUGCAAAAAAUAAAACUGCUAUAAAAACACUUAAAAAAUUCCUCGAAGAUACCGUAAAAAUCUUUGAUAUGGUAAAAAAGAUUCAUUCAACUCAAGUAGUUGAAUCGAUAAACCAUAUCAAAGCAAUGCUUGCUAAUAAAAAUAUUAAUUGGCAUGCUUCUUGGCCAAUUAGGAUGGCAGUCACAAUAUUGCAUUUCAAUGAAAGUAUGUUUGAAACGAUUGUAGCAAUAAGAUACAGGUUAAAUUUACCAACAAUGCCAGAAAUGAUGAACAGAUAUUUCAGAAUGUAUGAUACAACAAAAGAUUUAAUCAAAGCAUUCAAAAAUUCAAAGCAAGUUCAAAAAAAGUUUGCGGCAUUAAGAGCUAUAAAGAGAGGUCUUCAAGCUACCGAUGAUCGUAUUACUCUUAAAUCACAUAAAUAA